Physcomitrium patens is the source of this 2322-nucleotide messenger RNA. RefSeq lists its product as uncharacterized. Gene Ontology annotation, biological process: response to hydrogen peroxide; hydrogen peroxide catabolic process. The record is from RefSeq and is a predicted model, not a curated record. Gene Ontology annotation, molecular function: catalase activity; heme binding. NCBI's taxonomy places the organism in Eukaryota, Viridiplantae, Streptophyta, Bryopsida, Funariales, Funariaceae. Gene Ontology annotation, cellular component: cytoplasm; mitochondrion; peroxisome.
UUUGUGAUCAGCGCGCAUCCGGCGACAUAAUGUGAAUGAAGCGAAGAAAAUCGAUUGGAAUGCACCUGAAAGAUUCCAAUUCUACGUCCUGAACCACGACAUGGCACUGGCGCGGUUAACGUCUACUCGUCGAGUUCUCUCGCGUCACUGAUGUCCUCGUCUCAUCUUCGAAGUAAAAAAAACAAAACAGUUCAUACCAACCCUCCAUAGCUACAACCUCUCUGUUGCGUGUGUCACUGACCACGUGCCUGAAAAAUUGUAACUGAAGGUUCCAUUCAUAGAUCUUUCAAGACUUUCUCAUAAAUGUUCAAUUCCGUGGUCGUUUGCAUCAACGCGAGUUUCAGAACCCAACAUUUCAAGAACAUAGUGCACUUCCAUCGUCUUCACGGGUAUUGCAUCAGGGCUGUGAGUGUGGGCUUCGGUUUCCAUUUCGAAGCACUGAGAUUUGCUCGAAGUUGCCGGCCAUGGCGCCAGGCUUCUUGAAUUAUGUUGGACACACAAUCUUUCGCUUUGGAGGGGGUGGAGAUGGCAAUGGUAAAAGUGGGGCAACCGAGGAUGACGAGCCUCUCCGCUUAGGCCACAGUGGAGAGCCAUUAUACACCACGUUGGGCGGCCACCCUGUUUCCGACGACAAUAAUAGUGUCACAGUUGGUGAGAGCGGAACCCUGACGUUUGAAGAUCUGCAUUUGUUCGAAAAGAAUGCGCAUUUCAACCGCGAGCGCAUUCCUGAGCGUGUGGUGCAUGCUAAGGGAGCUGGUGCUCACGGUUACUUUGAAGUGACACACGACGUGACUGAUCUUUGCAAGGCGAAACUCUUUGAUGAAGUGGGUAAGAAGACGCCCGUGUUUGCUCGAUUUUCCACCGUGACUGGUGAGAGUGGGUUUCCGGAUACUGCCAGGGAUCCUCGUGGGUUCGCUCUCAAGUUUUACACCGAGGAAGGUAACUGGGACAUGGUGGGAAACAACACGCCGGUCUUCUUCGUCCGCGACGCCUUGAAGUUUCCCGACCUCAUCCACUCCCAGAAGCGUAACCCGCAGACUCACAUGAAGGAUCCCAAUGCAUUCUGGGACUUUCUGAGCCUGGUUCCUGAAUCUUUGCACCAGGUUUUAAUUACUUUCUCGCCGAGGGGGGUUCCCGACGGCCAUCGCCACAUGCACGGCUAUGGCUCUCAUACAUACAAGUGGAUAAACAAGGAAGGAAAAGCUCACUGGGUCAAGUUUCAUUUCAUUAGCGAUCAAGGCAUCAAGAAUCUCACUCACGAGCGCGCUGUUGAGCUUGCGGGGAUCAAUCCAGACUACUCCACAGAGGAUCUGUUCCAGAACAUUCAGAAGGGUAAUGGCCCAUCGUGGACAUUCAAAGUGCAAGUCAUGCCUCUUGAGGAUGCUGCGUCGUACCGAUACGACCCGUUUGAUUUGACGAAGGUUUGGCCUCACAAGGAUUACCCACUGCGCGAAGUAGGGAAGUUGAAGCUUGAUAGAAAUCCAACCAACCACUUCGCUGAGGUCGAGCAAUCAUCUUUCUCGCCUGCACAUAUGGUUCCUGGAAUUGAAGCAUCACCAGACCGCGUUCUCCAGGCUCGUCUUUUCGCUUACGAUGAUGCUGGUCGCUAUCGCCUGGGCUCAAAUCACUUGCAAAUUCCGAUCAACCAGUGCCCAUUUGCGAGAGUGCAAAACUAUUCUCGUGAUGGGCUAAUGACUGUUACUGAGAACGGUGGCAGCAAGCCGAACUAUUACCCCAACUCAUUUCCAGAUUUGCCGCGGCCCGAUGCUUCUCAGCCUGACGUGCAUCCUUACAAGCAUGAAGGAGGAAUUGUUUCAAGAACCCCACCCCGAAAGUGGUCGAUGCAGGAUGAUUAUGAGCAACCUCGGGCUCUUUGGCAGACCAUGUCUAAGGAAGAUCAGGGGCAGACUGCCAAAAACAUCGCUGGCCACAUACAAGGGGCUCAAGAGUUUAUCAUUCAGCGCCAAAUGGGUAUAUUUAAGCGCUGUGACCCUAGCCUUGCUCAAAAAGUGGAAGAAAUGCUGGAAAUGAAGAGAAAAUCUCAAGACCCUUACACCAUGGUAGCGUGAUUUUUAGUAAAAUUCCACUGUAAAGUGUAGCUUUUCCUACCAGAGGCGAUUUUUAUAGCUCCUCCUCCAUGACAACUGCAACAGUUUUGUCGGAAUUUCUUCAAAUUUGUAUAGAAACAAAGUUUGCUCAGCAACCUUCUGCGUCAUGGAUGAUGUGCAUAGUACUUCUGUUAGGUCGGGAUCUCAACCAAUUCUAAAGCUUUUUAGUUUUAAUCAAACUUCCUGAUACAAUCUCUGCGUUGGGCUUUGUCCU